GCUAUUGUGGAGUCCGAAGAUAUGAAGAAGAAGUCAGUUGUUAAUCUUGAUAAGAUUGCAAAGAGUACUGCCAUUCUAGCAUCUAAUACAAGUUCCAUCUCCAUUACUAGGCUAGCUUCUGCAACUAGUAGGCCGCAACAGGUAAUGCUCAGUUUGUAUGCACUUUAUGAAUCCUCCUCCAAUAAUAAACGAGCUGGUAAUGAGUGGGUUAGCGGGUUGGGAAAAAAAUUGUCAAGUCUAAAGUUGGUUGAGAUAGUGCGAGGUGCAGACACAUCAGACAAUACAUUUUAUGCUACAAAAGCCUUGGCGGAGAGGCAACUGACUGGAGGUUUAAAUUUUGAACAGAAAAAUGUUGUGACAUUUGGGAAGAUAGUAAUAUGCUCUCAGGAUUUUUCUGGUUUUGUCGUGAUUCGGAUCCUGAUGCCAAUGGUAAAUGAAGCCUUUCAUGCACUUUAUACUGGGGUAGCAACAAAGGAAGAUAUUGAAACAGGAAUGAAGUUGGGGACAAACCAUCCAAUGGGUCCUUUGGAGCUUGCAGACUUCAUUGGAUUGGAUGUGUGUCUGUCAAUAAUGAGAGUUCUACAUGCAGGCCUUGGGGACGGUAAAUAUUCCCCAUGCCCCCUGCUUGUGCAGUAUGUUGAUGCAGGUCGCCUUGGAAAAAAACGUGGCAUCGGGGUAUAUGACUACCGCAAGAUGCCUGAAUCUUUAAAACCAUCCUCCCGGCUUUGAAUUUUACUGCCUCUCUAUGUAUUGCCAAAUUGCUUAAAGUCAUGAUGUCUUCGUGUAGUCGUAAACGUAUAUAUAUUAAUAAAAUUGGGUCACAUAAGCUGGAAGACUAUCCUUAUGCUUUCAGCUGGAAAAUUGUAUUUCAAUAUUUAAGGCUUCUUGCUUAGCUAUUCCUAGCUUAACUUACUUUUAUAGUCUGACUAAAGGAAUAGUGAUUGC
Molecule: messenger RNA, 945 nt
Organism: Rubroshorea leprosula
Lineage: Eukaryota; Viridiplantae; Streptophyta; Magnoliopsida; Malvales; Dipterocarpaceae
Source: the annotation of a GenBank genome assembly